Molecule: messenger RNA, 486 nt
Organism: Amaranthus tricolor (Joseph's coat)
Lineage: Eukaryota; Viridiplantae; Streptophyta; Magnoliopsida; Caryophyllales; Amaranthaceae
Exons: 1
Coding region: 1-486 (161 amino acids)
Source: RefSeq, a predicted model, not a curated record
AUGUGGAAUCGUUUGGUUAACAAAUUUCAAAAUAACAAAACCACUCGAAUCUUGACUCUUGAAUUCCAAUUUAAGUCUUUUCAUCUAUCUCGAUUCUCUUCUGUUAAAUCAUAUUGUUCUGAAAUUAAAAAUAUUAUUGAUGGGUUAUGUAAUGUUAGUUCUUCGGACUCGGAUAGUCGUCUCUCUUUACAAGUUCUCCAUGGGCUUACCGAAGACUAUCGUUCUUUUCGGUCCACUGUUCAACAUAUGAAUCCACUUCUUGAUUUUGACACAACUCGAUCAAUGAUUGAAUUGGAAGAGCAAACCCACAACAAAGAAACUCCUCCUAAUGACACGACUCUCUUGGUUUCUGAUUCCCUGCUUUCCAGGUCACCAUCGUCGGACAGCCGCCAGUCAUCUCACUCCGGCAACCAUGGUCGCCGCAGCAAUCAUCGAGGAGGCAAAGGCUCUCGACAGUUGUCACUCGUCCAUACAAUCACAAACUAA